Molecule: messenger RNA, 1365 nt
Organism: Nannizzia gypsea CBS 118893
Lineage: Eukaryota; Fungi; Ascomycota; Eurotiomycetes; Onygenales; Arthrodermataceae
Product: sterigmatocystin 8-O-methyltransferase
Exons: 3
Coding region: 1-1365 (454 amino acids)
Molecular function (GO): O-methyltransferase activity
Source: RefSeq, a predicted model, not a curated record
AUGUCUUCUACUAUUGUUGAACAAACUAACGGUAACAUUCCCAAAGCAAAUGGGACACACUUACAAGAGUCAGCACUGGAGGAACUCGCCUCUCAGAUGCAGGAAAACGCGAAAAUAGUGAGCGAGUUUCUGCGGUCCAGCGGCCAUGCUGCUCCAUCUUUUGCUAGUGAUGCUCCAGCAACAUCGAUCCCGGCUUCUGCACCCCCUGAGAUAGGUGCGGCGCGACAGGCUUUGAUGGGAGCUGCCCUCCAGAUCUUCCAUCUGGCUGCCGGCCCCAGCGAGUAUCUGCCGCAUUUAGCUGUCGGAUAUCAGCAUAUUGCGUGCCUUCGAUGGCUCACCCAUUUCAAAAUCUUCCAACUGGUCCCGCGCGACUCGUCCAUUGCUUACCCAGCCCUUGCAGCGGCGGCAGGAGUUUCGGUCAAACAGCUCAAGACCGUCGCUCGCAUGGCCAUGACGAGUCACUUGUUCUGCGAGCCGGAGCCCAACACAGUUGCUCACACGGCAACGUCAAUUCUAAUCGCGUCAGACUCCAGUUUCUAUGACUGGGCAUCGUUUAUGUGCGAGGCGUCGGUCCCAAUGGCCGCAAAAUUGGUUGAAGCAACAGAGAAGUGGACAGACAGUGAAGAAAAGACUCAGACUGCGUACAACGUUGCAUUCGACACCGAUCUACCCUUCUUCGACCAUCUCAAGACCCAGCCCGACAAGACGCGGCAGUUUGCCAGUUACAUGAAGAAUGUGCAAAAGAGCGGCGGCACUGGAAUGCACUAUCUCAUUGAAGGGUUUGACUGGGCCAGCCUGGGUAAAGGGACUGUUGUAGAUGUCGGUGGUUCCAGCGGAGCAGCAAGUAUUUCUCUCGCAUCGACAUUCCCGGACCUUAACUUCAUUGUCCAGGAUCUGCCUGAGAACGCAGCGGACGGACAAGCGUUUCUGGCCUCGCCGGAGCAACAGGAAAAGCUGGGCAAGAGCGUUACUUCGCGCAUCUUCUUCGAGGGUCAUGAUUUCUUCCAGCCCCAGCCAUUCCAGGGCGCAGACGUGUAUCUGCUUCGUAUGAUUCUGCACGACUGGCCAAAGAAAGAAGCCGUCAAGAUUUUGCAGAACCUUCUACCUGCUCUGAAGGAUACGUCUCGCAUUAUCAUCAUGGACACCGUCUUGCCGCAGCCGGGGUCUAUCCCCUCUGCCCAGGAGCGUCUGCUGAGAGCCAGGGAUAUGACUAUGUUGGAGGCAUUCAAUAGCUUAGAAAGAGACUUGCAAGACUGGAAGGAGCUGCUGGGUUCUGUGGAUGAACGGUUGGCUUUGAAGAAUGUGGUUCAGCCUGUUGGAAGUGUUAUGUCUGUUCUUGAGAUAACACUUGAUCGACGCGAAUAG